Uncinocarpus reesii 1704 is the source of this 528-nucleotide messenger RNA. RefSeq names its product 1,2-dihydroxy-3-keto-5-methylthiopentene dioxygenase. The transcript has 3 exons. Lineage: Eukaryota; Fungi; Ascomycota; Eurotiomycetes; Onygenales; Onygenaceae. The record is from RefSeq and is a predicted model, not a curated record. Bases 1 to 528 code for a protein of 175 amino acids. Gene Ontology annotation, molecular function: acireductone dioxygenase [iron(II)-requiring] activity.
AUGAAAGCAUACUGGUAUGACGAUGAGGAGGGUGACCAACGCGCAGCGCAUAACUCCGGGCGCGCUGUAGACGAAUCUUACCUCUCUAAACUCGGUGUUCUAUACCGGAACUGCCCCAAUAUUUCCGAUGUCGACCGCCUUGCAACCGAACGGGGUUACAAGAACCGGGAUGAAAUCACGGUCUCUCCCGAGAAAAUGGGCCAAAGCUAUGAACAGAAAGUGAAGAUGUUUUUCCAUGAGCAUUUGCAUGAGGACGAGGAGAUUAGAUAUAUUCUUGAUGGCGAGGGAUAUUUUGAUGUCCGGAGCGAAGAGGACGCGUGGGUGAGAAUUGCGGUGGAGAAAAAUGAUCUUUUGGUGUUGCCUGCGGGAAUUUAUCAUCGAUUCACGACAGGGGAGAGCAACUAUAUCAAAGCUAUGCGAUUAUUCCAAGAUGAGCCCAAAUGGACACCGUUGAACAGGGGGCCUGACUUGGACGAAAACAAACAUCGAAAAGCAUACCUCGAGUCUCGGGCUGUGGCUGCUGUAUAA